AUGUUAAGUCUAUUAAUAACCAUUGCUCAUUCCUAUUCAGUAAGUUCCACAGGCUACCAUUAUGUGAAUAUAUCAAGCUCAGGCACUGAGAUUACAUUCAAUCUUGAAUCCGUAUCAGAUUACGAUUAUUAUCUAGUAUUUGUCGAUAGUCCAAUAUAUUUAAUAAUUGAUGAUACAGUUUUAAGUAACAGAGUCUACAAGCUCCAAUCCACAUAUGGAACAUAUACAAUUGCAAGUACUACUGGCGAAUCAGCUGAAUUUGGAGCUUUUCUUAUCGCAAAAACAUAUGAUUUUCUUGAAUUCUGGAUUAAACCAGCUUCAGAAUCAUACACAAUGACGCAAGAUACAUAUUCUACCACUCAAGAUUGUUAUUUAAUUAUUCUCGAUUCUAAUACGUUUAAUGUAUAUUUAACAAAAAACGGCGAUAGUAAUGACGUUUAUUAUUCAGUUUCUGGUGGUAAGCCAAAUACCUUGUUAACAUCUAGCGGACUUUAUAACAAUAAGGCUGUUACACUAAAUUAUAAACAAAAUAAACAAACAACAGCUUCCCAAACUUAUUCAAUAUUAUCAUAUUAUCUUAACACAAUCUAUAACUAUCAAUUAUAUGACGAUAGUAAACCGAAACGUACAUUUUCAACCGGAACCACUAUUGGAUAUUUUCCUUCCCCGAUGAGUGGUGGCACAUCCUCUGGUUCAUCUAUUUCACUGGGAUUAAAUUCAUUUUCCAUUUCGACGAGCACUACAUAUUCAAUUCCAGUAAGUACAUUACUUGUUUUCACUAAAUCUGAUUCUAUUUCCGGCGAAGCAAUUUGUGGUUCUGAAUCUCUUAGUAUUCUUGGUUCAUCAGGUAUCAAAGCUAUUGCAUUUUUAAAUAAAGGUACACUUAUGUUAACAUCAACAAGUGGAACAAAAACAUGUAAUUUUAUCGCUUACGACUAUUCGCACAAAGUUUAUUAUUGUAAUCAUGUAACAAUCAUUUCCGGUACAGUUAAAUACACGGUGAGUGUUGGAGGCAGUGAUACAUAUUGCGUUGUAUCUGCUUUCUCUGAUGGGCAUCUUGAUAUUGAUUCGGAUGGGCAAACUCAUUUUUCAUUUGGUGUAGAUAAAACAUUGGUAUAUGAUAAAACAGAAUCUGAUCAACAUAUAACUAAUCCUGUUAUAACAUAUGUAAGAAGGGAAAAACAUAUGCCAACAAGAUCGAGUUUGAAUUAA
Molecule: messenger RNA, 1212 nt
Organism: Trichomonas vaginalis G3
Lineage: Eukaryota; Parabasalia; Trichomonadida; Trichomonadidae
Exons: 1
Coding region: 1-1212 (403 amino acids)
Source: RefSeq, a predicted model, not a curated record